GGGGCCCGGUCGUUGUCAUGGUGACGGCUGUUUGUCAAGCCUGAGGCCUACUGCAGGGAAGAAGAAAAGGGAACAACUGCAAGCAUGUCAAAGAAGAAGAAGGGACGUGCAGAAGGCAAGAGCAAGGCGGUAGGAAUGGAGUUGGAAGUUUUGACAACAGCUACUGAACGGAUUGUCACACUGCAGAACGAGUACGAUGAAAUGGUGAAAGAGUUAAAACAAAUGAAGUUGAAGAUUUAUAACCUGCGAAAGGAGAAUGAGUUCCUUGAAAAGGAAGCACAGCAGACACGCCUGGAAACUCACGAAUACAUCGUACAAAUGUCCAAAAGGACUGAGAAAAGGCAGAAUCAGAUUAUUACGAUUAAUGAUCAGAAUCGCCAGAGCCUGGAAGAAAUCAGGACUGCAAAGGAGAAAAUACUGGCUGAAUUUGAGGUACAGAAACAAGAACUGGAAAUCACAUACACACAGAAGGAAAAUGAGCUGGUUCAGCUUAAGAAGGAGAUUGAAGACCUUGGGGAAUAUAAAGAAUUGCGGGAGCAGCAGCUGGCAAGAAUCAGCGAGCUGGACAGUCUGGUGAUGAAUGCCCGGGCCAAACAUUCUCAGUGUGUACAUGAUCUCAAACUCAACUUCAACAAGGAGAAGGCUGAGUAUAAACAGAAUGCCAGGAAGAUGGUGAAACAGCUGGAGAAGGAUGCGAACAAGGAGGCAGUCUGCUGUCUGAUUGAGCAUAUUGAAUCUAUCAAGAUGGAGAACCAGCAGCUGAGAGAGGUGUUGGUGUGUUUGAUUGAACGCUCCCGAGUUCUCCAUGUGCAACAGGAGGAGCUGGAGGCUCAGUACAAGCAGCUGCUCCAGGAGAGAGACUACUGCACCAAGUUGAGAACACUGCGGUACAGGAGGCAGCUUAGUGAGUAUGUGGAGCCAAGGGUCCAGGAGGAAUCAGACACCAAGGAGCAGCCAAAGGUACAGGUGGAGCCAGAAACCAAGGAGCUGCCAAAAGUCAAGGUGGCACUUGAUAUUGAGGAGUCAUCAGACACCAAGGAGUCAUCGGAAACUAAGGAAGAGCCGACUCUUGAGGAACAAGAUGACGAGGAUUUAGAUAGUGAUGAACUAGAAGAUGGGUAGCUGGAGAAGCUGGAAGAGGCUGCGUGAGAGAACAUAGGAGGUGGCAGAACCAUGAAGCUUGAAACAGAAAAAUCAUAUUCAAUUCAUCAGCUGCCUUUCCAGUGUAAAUAAUGAGAAAUCCUCCUUGAUUCAAGGAAGUUAUUAGACUUAAUUAGACAUUUUCUAAUAUUUUUUCCUUUUCAAAAUUCUGCAAUCUUAUUUUU
Molecule: messenger RNA, 1325 nt
Organism: Hemiscyllium ocellatum (epaulette shark)
Lineage: Eukaryota; Metazoa; Chordata; Chondrichthyes; Orectolobiformes; Hemiscylliidae
Gene: ccdc166
Product: coiled-coil domain containing 166
Exons: 8
Coding region: 85-1122 (345 amino acids)
Source: RefSeq, a predicted model, not a curated record